This is a messenger RNA of Cetraspora pellucida, 1929 nucleotides long. Lineage: Eukaryota; Fungi; Glomeromycota; Glomeromycetes; Diversisporales; Gigasporaceae. The record is from the annotation of a GenBank genome assembly.
AUGGAAUUAGAGAAUGUGGAAGAUGUAGACUUAGAAAAUGCAGAACAUGUAGAAUUAGAGAAUGCAGAAGAUGUAGAAUCAGAAAAUGCAGAUGUUGUAAAAUUGGGAAAUGCGGAUGUUGUAGAAUUAGAUCAACUCUCAGUAGGCAUUUCUUAUACAUCAUGGGACUUAGCUGAAGCACGUCUCAACAGUUAUGCUAAAGCCACUGGUUUCUCAUUACAUCGGAAAAGAGUAACAAUCAACAAUGAUGGUGAAGUUAGACGACGUACGUUUGAAUGCUCACAUUCUGGAGAGCCUAUUAGUAAUAAAGUUGUUGAUCUUUCUCAGCAAUGUAAUAGAAAUUCAAAAAAAGUUUCAUGUACAUGGCAUGUGAAUUUAUCAAAACCAAAGUCAUCUCCGGUGAUUCUUGUUACAAGUAUAGUAGGUGAGCACAACCAUGAAAUGCAGCCAGAUGCCAUGUUAUAUGACCCAAAGUAUAGGAAGCUAUCUACAGAGAUCAUAGAGUCAAUAGAGUUUUACGUCACUAAGGGAAAUAUGAGAUCUAAGCAAAUCUUAUCACUUUUGACUGCGAAAUUUCCUGAUCAUAUAAUCCAUAAACAUGAUCUUUAUAAUGCUAUUCAAAAGUUUCGAACAACACCUACUCAACGGCAUAUGGAAGCACAAAGUUUCAUUAAACAUCUGUUGCAGCUAAAGAACCAGGAUCCAGGUUGGAUUGUUAAUAUUCAUAUGGACCCAUAUGAUAAUAGCACAUUUGAAAAUGACUUUUAUAGGCGAUGGUCAUGUUUGUUAGAAAAAUAUCCACAGACACAAGAUUAUUUUAACAGGACAUUACAGGGGUGUGUUAAAUCAUGGGCUCGGUUUUAUCAAUUAAAGUUCUUUACAGCUGGAGUUCAAAGUACUCAGCGCAUCGAAGUGAUGAAUAAAUUACUUAAAGAAGGUGUAAAAGGUACUUCUUCAUUGCGUAAUCUUUAUGACCACAUUCAAAAUCUCUUGGAUAAUGAGGCUAAGUGGGCAAGACAUAAUAGCUACCUGAAUUCAGUUCCUACUAAUCAAGCACCAUCAAUCGUCGAAUCUGUAUUUCAGAAAGUUGUUGAGAUAUUAAAGUUAUAUAUAACACCUCAUAUUUUAGCUGUGCAACAACAACAAGUCAUAGGAUCUCUUUUAUAUAAAGUGCAGUUACGACAAAAGGAUGAUAUUCAAGAAAAUACACAAUUGGAUUAUGAUAAUGGUUUCUUAGAAGAUGAACUUGAUCGGCCACAAAUUUCCAUUAUGGCUUUAAUAAAGGAUAUUGAUUCAAGUGAAGUUGUUGAAAUAUGGGAGGUGAUGAUGAAUACCAAAACGGCAAUGUUUCAUAUCGAGUUGGUAGCUAGACGUUGGUAUCGGGAUGAUCAACAAGAUAAAGGUUUGGAGGUUUUACAACAUCAAAACAUUAAUAUUUCGAUGACAUUUCAACAAAACAACACAAACAUGAUCUAUCCAGAUCUUCACAUUAUUGAACAAAUUCGAGGUUCUACAUAUAACAAAAAAAACCAACAAUUAGCGAGCAAAAAGAUCAAAUAUGCUAACGGAUUUGGCAAAAUGAAAAAAGCACUUAACUUUGUUUUGAACCUUGGGUGUGAGGAAGAAUUAAUUAGCAUGAUUACUCAGUUUGUUGAUCAAAAAAAGUCUUUGCUUGAAGUUGUGAAUGACCCUUUAGUUACAAAAUGUCGUGGGCGACCACCAACAAAAAGAUUAAAAAGUUCUUCUGAAGCUCAAGGUUAUAAAGGACAAGCACAUAGUAAUCAUGCAAUUAACCCUCCGGAUCCUAAUUUAAGGAUACCUUUAUCAAAUAUUAGUUCAAAUAAUAGUCAUGCUAUAGAAGAGAGCAAAAGAAAAUAUGUAUGUAAUGUAUGUGGUAAGGUAGGACAUAAUGCACGCACAUGUAAGUAG